Molecule: messenger RNA, 1807 nt
Organism: Dioscorea cayenensis subsp. rotundata (Guinea yam)
Lineage: Eukaryota; Viridiplantae; Streptophyta; Magnoliopsida; Dioscoreales; Dioscoreaceae
Product: berberine bridge enzyme-like 22
Exons: 2
Coding region: 86-1738 (550 amino acids)
Molecular function (GO): FAD binding; oxidoreductase activity
Source: RefSeq, a predicted model, not a curated record
AAUCAACAAAAAGAAGAAGAAGAUCAUCCACAAACAAAUUAAAAAACAAUCAACAAAAAGAAGAAGAAGAAGAAGAAAGAAGAACAUGAAACCAAACUCAGUAAGAAUCCUCCUCCAUUUCCUGACCUUCAUCUUCAUCACUCUCUCCCACUCCACUCCCACUCAACUCCCCUCCUUCAUUCACUGCCUCUCCACCACUCUCCCAUUCUCCACCCUCUCCCACCUCCUCCACACUCCCAACACCUCCUCCUACUCCUCCAUCCUCAACUCUUCCAUCAAAAACCUCCUCUUCUCCACCUCCCCUAAGCCCCUCCUCAUCCUCACCCCUUCCCUUCCUUCCCAUCUCCAACCUAUCAUCAUCUGCUCCAAGUCCCUCAACAUCCCCUUAAGAUUCCUUAGUGGAGGUCAUGACUAUGAAGGCCUUUCCUACCGUUCCUUAAACUCUCACCACCAACCCUUCAUCCUCCUCUCCCUCUCCAACCUCCACAAUAUCACCAUUGAUGUUAAUGCUAAACAAGCCACAGCUUGGGUUCAAUCAGGUACUAUCAUUGGUGAGCUCUAUUACAAGAUAGCCAAAGUUAGCAGCAACUUCAACUCCAACAACUUGAACUUGUCUUAUGGGUUCCCUGCUGGGAUAUGUCCUACAGUGGCAGUUGGAGGGCAUUUUAGUGGGGGUGGGUUUGGGACUUUGUUGAGGAAGUAUGGUCUUGCUGUUGAUAAUGUGGUGGAUGCUCAGAUUGUGGAUGUUAAUGGGGAAAUGUUGGAUAGGGAGUCCAUGGGAGAGGACCUGUUUUGGGCUAUAAGAGGUGGUGGAGGAGCUAGUUUUGGUGUUGUUGUCUCUUGGAAGGUCAAGCUUGUUCUUGUUCCUCAUCUUGUCACUGUCUUCAGUAUUCAUAAGACUUUUGACCAGGGUGCUGUGGAGUUGAUCUAUCAAUGGCAGGACAUUGCUCACAGGCUCCAUGAAGACCUCUUCAUAAGAGUGAUAAUACAAAGGAAUGACUUAGGACAGGUAGAGGCACUCUUCAACUCUAUGUUUCUUGGCAACUGUGAACAACUAUUACUAAUCAUGAAUGAAAGCUUCCCAAAUCUUGGAAUAAAACCCAGUGACUGCAAACAAAUGAGUUGGAUUGAAUCAGUGAUGUACUUUGCUGGAUAUACAAAUGGAGAGCCCUUAGAAACACUGCUUGUAAGACAGUCCCAACCAGAGAGGUACUUCAAGGCAACAUCAGACUUUGUGACCAGACCCAUUCCCAAGUCUGUUUGGACUUGGAUUUGGGACAGGGUCAAGGAUGAAGGUGCAGGAGUUUUGAUAUUGGAUCCUUUUGGAGGGAAAAUGAACCAAAUUGAAGGGUCUGAAAUUCCAUUCCCACAUAGAGAAGGGAACUUGUAUAAUAUUCAGUACUUUGUGGAGUGGAGAAAGAUUGGGGAAGCUGAGAAGCAUGUGAAUUGGGUUAAGGGAGUGUUUGAAGGGAUGGGUCCUUAUGUUUCUAAGGACCCUAGAGCUGGUUAUAUAAAUUAUAGGGAUCUGGAUUUAGGUGUGAAUGAAGAGGAGGAAGGGAUUAGUAGUUACUUUAAGGGUAGGGUUUGGGGGGUUAAGUAUUUUAAGGGUAAUUUUGAGAGGUUGGCUAGAGUUAAAGGAAGGGUUGAUCCUAGUGAUUUCUUUAGGAGUGAACAGAGUAUUCCUCCUCUGUUUUUGGAGAGUGAAGAGGUUGAUGGAGAUGUUAUUAAGUCUUUUUAAUGAUUUUAUGAACUAUUAUUAUUAUUAUUAUUAUUUGAUUAACAUGAGGUUGUUUAUUUCAAUUCAAAU